Caenorhabditis briggsae is the source of this 786-nucleotide messenger RNA. The transcript has 4 exons. The record is from RefSeq and is a predicted model, not a curated record. Bases 1 to 786 code for a protein of 261 amino acids. Lineage: Eukaryota; Metazoa; Nematoda; Chromadorea; Rhabditida; Rhabditidae.
AUGAUGGCAACAACUGCAGUUUGUAAUGGUAGUCCGGUUUCAUUCUCGACUGAUCGAUUGAGAGCGUUUGCUGAUAAGAUUCACGAUUUGACUUCUGUACGCACGAACUCUGGCCCAAAAAUGGAAAAUUUUCUUGGAGCUUGCUCACCGGCUGAAAUAAAGUUGGCAAAGUCUGCAUGCAAGUUCGUACUCCACCCCUCAAUAGAGAAAAACUCAGUGACAUAUGGUCUUUGCUGCGAUGAAUUGAAAGUGUGUGCCGGAUACACUAAACAAGAAAGAAGAGGUCUUAAGUUGGUAUGGGGGAUGAAAAAAGUUAAGAAAUGUACUGAUAUCCCAACUCGUGAUUUUGAUCAAAAGGCAGAAGUUAUCGAUGCUCUUGUUUCGAGCUACAAAAUUGAAAGACCAUUUGAUGUUCGUGGAGACGUGGAAACAUUUUUUAGCACUUGCCCAUCAAAACACAAAGAAGUAUUUGGAGAGUCAUGCGACAAAUUUUACGCCAAUUCUGACAAAAGCGGGAACAAGGACACUAUUGGUUAUGGUUUUUGUUGUGAAACGCUCGAAGUUUGCCCUCCACCGUCUUCUAGCGUCGAAAACGGAGAAACCUCGCCAUUCUAUACUCAGACCUGGUUCUUCGCUGUCUGUGGAGGUGUUGGUAUUCUUCUGAUAGGCUCCAUUGUCGUUGUAGCCUAUUUCUUUUGUAUUCGCAAAAAGGGAGGUGGAGGAAAAAGUGGUGGUGGUGGAAUGAAAAGUUCCAAGAAGAGCACAAAGAGCAAGAGCAAGAAAUGA